Messenger RNA from Hibiscus syriacus, 1519 nucleotides. RefSeq lists its product as uncharacterized. The transcript has a single exon. Gene Ontology annotation, cellular component: membrane. Lineage: Eukaryota; Viridiplantae; Streptophyta; Magnoliopsida; Malvales; Malvaceae. The coding region runs from base 393 to 1358 and encodes 321 amino acids. The record is from RefSeq and is a predicted model, not a curated record.
UGCAGUAGAGCGUUUUUCUUUCUUUUUUGAAAAUUCUGGGUAUAUCUGUACGUACCUCCCCUUCAAUUUCCCGUAUCUUUUCAUCUUCCUGAUUUAGAUUUGGUAUUAUCUUUCAAUCAACUCUAAGGAUUGUUGCUGAUACUAAUACUAAUACUUAUACUGCUGCUCUCCCAUUUACAGUAUUUCCCCUUCCCCCUUUCCUGCUUGCUUCAGAGCUUUUUCUACAAGUACAACGAUAACAAAAAAAGAAUCCAAAGUUCCUCUCCCCCUUUUCUCUCCUUUCCAACUAUGGAUCUGUUUCCUUGACAGAAUUUCCUUUUUUAAUCUAUGUUUUCCUUAAAAGCUCAAACCCACUAAUUUGCUCCAAUGCCGCCUGUCCACUUGCAUUGUAAAUGAAUUUCAACACCGGUGGUUCCUUGCUGCUGCUUCCGAGUCUCGCCAUGCUCGUUUCGUUUCUCUGCUUAUUCUUGUUCUUGGUCCCAACUCUACUGGCUCAGUCUUCCAAUACUAAUGCAUCUUCAACUAGAGCUGCCGCUAGAGCACUCGAUGCUCGUCUCCAAGACUAUGCCUAUAGGGCCUUUGUACAGCCUAAAACGGGAGUGCUCUACAACGGUGUUGUUCCUUCUAAUUUAACCGGGGUUCAGAUUGCAGCAAUGAGGCUGAGAAGUGGUAGCUUGCGGACCAGAGGGGUGGCGAUGUACAAAGAGUUCCAGAUCCCCAUUGGAGUUGUGGAGCAACCUUAUGUCGAACGCCUGGUUUUGGUUUACCAAAACUUGGGUAAUUGGUCUUUACAGUAUUAUCCGCUUCAAAAAUACACUUACCUCGCUCCCGUUCUGGGUCUUCUUGCUUACGACGGUUCUGAUUUGUCGGCUAAAAAUUUGCCGGAAUUGGAUUUAAGAGCAUUUAGGGGUCCUAUUAAAAUCAGGUUCUUGAAUGUGGAAUCGGUUCCGGAAGGGUCAGUCCGGAAGUGCAUUUGGUUUGAUUUACAUGGUUUGGUCGAAUUCAGCAACUUGACGGCUCCCAAUGAGUGUUCCACCAUCCACCAGGGGCAUUUGUCGAUUGUUACCGAGUCGAUUUCGCCGCCGACUCCGCCACCGGAAAGGGAGGGAAGGGGGAGUAAUAGCAAAAGAAUAUGGAUAAUCAUUGGUUCUGUUGUGGGUGGAGUGGCAUUGCUGGCAUUGUUGGGGAUCUUGGUAAUCUGGGCACGCAAAUGCAAGCAGAGAAAGAAAAUGCAAGAGAUGGAAAAGGCUGCCGAUUCCGGAGAAGCACUACAUAUGACCACCGUUGGCGAUACAAAGGCACCGUCGGCAACCGUCACUCGGACUAAACCAACUCUUGAGGACGAAUAUGUGCCUUGAACCCCUCUCUCUGUGUAUUCAGUCAAUUAUUAUUCUGCUCAAAGCCUCGCACAUAUUCUUUUUCUUUUCUGGUGGUUUGUUCAUGGUAACCUCUCGGUUGUAGUGUGGAUAAUUAUAGGAUUAUUUUUUGUGUGUGUAGGCUUUCAUGAUUCAUUGUGGUG